GCGCCGGGCCGGAGGAUGAGCGCCCCGGUGGAGCCCAGGAUCAAACAGGCGCUGCGGAAGAAGCCCGCGGAGCGUACUCCGGAGGACUUGAAUACUAUCUAUUCUUUCCUUCAUGGGCUGGACAUACUAUCACAUUUCAGGGAACAUCAGCUAAGAAUAAUGUCGUCAAGUGCCCGCUAUGAGAGGUACAAGGGCAACCAAGUUCUCUUUUGCUCAGAAACUAUUGCAAGAUGCUGGUAUAUCCUGCUUUCUGGAUCUGUGCUCAUGAAGGAUUCAAUGUUUUUGCCACCUUGCAGUUUUGGCAAGCAGUCUGGAGGAAAGCGAGGAUGCGAAUGUAUCAUACUGGAACCUUCAGAAAUGAUUGUGGUGGAGAACUCUAAAGACAAUGAGGAAAACAUCUUGCAAAGAGAAGUGCCACUCCGGCAGUCCCGUCGGAGGUAUAGGAAGAUCAACCAGAGGGGUGAGCGUCAGACCAUCACGGACAACGUGGAUUCCAGCAGCUACAUGUCGCUUCCAGCUGACCUUACCAAGAUGCAUCUCACGGACAAUCCUCAUCCCCAGGUGACGCAUGUCCCUUCAAGCCAGUCAGGAUGUAGCAUUGCCAGUGACUCUGGGAGCAGCAGCCUGUCUGAUAUUUAUCAGGCUACAGAAAGUGAGAUGGGAGAUGUUGAUUUAACGGGUCUUCCGGAGGCACCUGUAGACUCUGAAGAUGAAGAGGAGGAGGAGGAUGAAGAUAUUGACAGAACUUCUGAUCCACUUCUAGGGCGAGAUGUUGUCCGAGAGUGCCUUGAGAAGGAGCCUGCAGAUAAAACUGAUGAUGACAUUGAACAAUUACUGGAAUUCAUGCAUCAGCUCCCUGCCUUUGCGAACAUGACCAUGUCUGUGAGGAGAGAGCUGUGCUCAGUGAUGAUAUUUGAAGUCGUCGAGCAAGCAGGAGCCAUCAUACUUGAAGACGGCCAGGAACUUGAUUCUUGGUAUGUUAUUUUAAAUGGCACAGUAGAAAUCAGCUAUCCUGAUGGGAAGAGUGAAAGUCUCUGUAUGGGAAACAGUUUUGGGAUUACUCCCUCACUGGACAAACAGUACAUGAAUGGAGUGGUCAGAACCAAAGUAGAUGAUUGUCAGUUUGUGUGUAUAGCCCAGCAAGACUACUGGAGGAUUCUGAACCAUGUGGAAAAAAACACUCACAAAGUGGAGGAAGAAGGAGAAAUUGUGAUGGUAAAGGAGCACAGGGAACUGGAUCGCAGUGGAACCAGAAAAGGACACAUAGUUAUCAAGGCAACACCCGAGAGACUCAUCAUGCACUUAAUAGAGGAACAUUCUAUUGUGGAUCCAACCUACAUCGAAGAUUUUCUUUUAACAUACAGAACAUUUCUAACAAGUCCCUUGGAAGUUGGAAAUAAACUCUUGGAGUGGUUCACAGUGGACAGCCUCAGGGAUAAGGUUACCAGAGUAGUGUUACUGUGGGUGAACAAUCAUUUUAAUGACUUUGAAGGCGAUCCUGCCAUGACUCGAUUCCUGGAAGAAUUUGAAAAGAACUUGGAAGAUACGAAAAUGAAAGGCCAUCUCAGAUUGCUGAAUAUUGCCUGUGCUGCCAAAGCGAAAUGGAGACAAAUCACCCUGCAAAAACCUUCCAGAGACUCUCCCCUGUUUUUCAGCCUUCUUGGAGGCAGUGACAAGGGGUUUGGUAUUUUUGUAGAGACUGUGGAGAUAGGCAGUAAAGCCGCAGAAGCUGGACUUAAGCGUGGUGAUCAGAUAAUGGAAGUAAAUGGACAGAAUUUUGAGAAUAUUACCUUUGUAAAAGCUCUGGAAAUCUUAAAGAAUAACACACAUCUCUCCAUUACUGUAAAAACAAACAUUUUUGUGUUUAAGGAGCUGCUCUGCAGGAUAGGACAGGAGAAGAAUGGAAUUCCACAUAUUCCGAAAAUUGCAGAAAAGAAAAACAACCGUUAUUCUAUCCCAGAUAUGCCUGGAGAUGUGGAACAGAUGUUUCCCCGUGAAAAAGGAAACAAGAAAAUGAAAGCAAACACUGUAUCUGGUGGAAGAAACAGAAUCAGGAAAAUUUUAGACAAGACUCGUUUCAGCAUCUUGCCUCCAAAACUGUUCAGUGAUGGCAGCGUGAGCCAGUCUCAGGAUGACAGCAUCGUGGGGACACGGCAGUGCCGGCACAGCCUGGCCAUCAUGCCCAUUCCAGGCACUCUUUCAUCUAGUAGUCCUGACCUGCUGCAGCCCACAACCAGCAUUCUGGAUUUCUCCAAUCCUUCAGCUGUUGGGUUUUACUAUAUUCCAGAUCAAGUGAUACGAGUUUUCAAAGCAGAUCAGCAGAGCUGUUACAUCAUCAUCAGCAAAGACACUACAGCAAAGGAGGUGGUGAGUCACGCUGUCCAUGAGUUCAACCUGACAGGAGCCCCCGAGACCUACUCCCUGUGCGAGGUGUCCGUCAGCCCCGAGGGGGUCAUCAAACAGCGGCGCCUCCCGGACCAGUUCUCCAAGCUGGCUGACAGGAUUCAGCUCAACGGACGGUAUUAUCUGAAAAACAAUAUGGAAACAGAAACCUUAUGCUCAGAUGAGGAUGCUCAAGAGCUCCUCCGAGAGAGCCAAAUUUCCCUCCUGCAGCUGAGCACCAUUGAGGUGGCCACUCAGCUUUCCAUGCGGGACUUUGAAUUAUUCCGCAACAUCGAGCCAACGGAAUACAUUGAUGACCUGUACAAGCUGGACUCCAAAACAGGGAAUGCUCACCUGAAACAGUUUGAGGAUGUCAUAAAUCAAGAGACCUUCUGGGUUGCCAUGGAAAUUUUAGCAGAACCCAACCAACUCAAAAGAAUGAAGAUUAUUAAGCAUUUCAUUAAAAUUGCUCUCCACUGUCGAGAAUGCAAGAACUUCAAUUCCAUGUUUGCGGUGAUAAGUGGGUUAAAUCUUGCACCAGUAGCUCGUCUCAGAGGCACUUGGGAAAAGUUACCCAGCAAGUAUGAAAAGCACCUCAGAGACCUUCAAGAUCUUUUUGAUCCAUCUCGAAACAUGGCAAAAUAUCGCAACAUCCUCAGCAGCCAGAGCAUGCAGCCUCCAAUUAUCCCACUUUUCCCUGUUGUCAAGAAAGAUAUCACAUUUCUGCAUGAAGGCAAUGAUUCUAAAGUGGAUGGCCUGGUAAAUUUUGAGAAACUCCGGAUGAUUGCCAAAGAAAUCCGCCAAGUUGUCCGAAUGACCUCUGCAAACAUGGAUCCAGCUGUGAUGUUCAGACAAAGGAAGAAGAGGUGGAGAAGUUUGGGGUCUCUGAGCCAGGGCAGCAUGAACUCCAACAUGCUGGACGUGCAGGGAGGUGCUCACAAGAAACGUGCCCGCCGCAGCUCGCUCCUGAACGCCAAGAAGCUCUAUGAGGAUGCCCAGAUGGCGAGGAAGGUGAAGCAGUACCUGUCCAACCUCAGCGUAGAGACAGAUGAAGAGAAGAUCCAAAUAUUGUCACUUCAGUGUGAGCCUGCAUACAGCACUUUGACAAAGAAUUUAAGUGAGAGAAGAGGAGGAAAAUCCUCUGAAAUGUCUCCAGUGCCCAUGAGAUCAAUUGGCCAAACCACAAAAGCCCAUCAGCAUCAACAAAACCGAAUGAGUCAAGUUCUUCAGGUCCCAACUGUGAAUCUGUACCCCAGCAGGAAAAAGGGAUUGACAAAGGAUCAUGUCACAUUCAGUACAGGCUCUCCACAGAAGUCACUAAGCUUGUCUGAGGAAGUAAGUAGUAAGAAACAAACAGAUGACACUAUGUCCAUGGCAUCUUCUUUGCACUCCAGCCCACCCGCUUCUCCUCAGGGCUCCCCACGCAAAGUUGGCAACAUCCAAAGGUCGGAUAACUGCAGUCAGAUGAAUCUCUCUGGCUCUUCCUCAUCACUGGCCAGUGAAACCAGCAACAAGAACAGUGGACAGCGCAGCUAUGGAAUAGGCUAUGCCCUCAUACCUUCCACUAAAUCCGACAACUUCUCGGACUCCAGUCACAGUGAGAUUUCAUCCCGCUCCAGCAUCGUGAGCAACUGCUCUGUGGACUCCAUGUCAGCAGCACUGCAGGACGAGAGGAGUUUGUCCCAGUCCCUCAUCGUGGUGGAUUCAGGCGGGGCAGAGAGAAAGGAGCAUCCUCAGGCACUGACAGAUUAUGGCCAGCCCUGCCCGGGCUGGUCCAUCAGUAGGCCUGCUCUGAUCAGAGGGAUGGCAUUCACAUCUUCCAUGAGCAGCGAGGAGAUCUCCCAUGAGCACAUCACGGUAGAGGCAGCAGACAGCGGCCGGGGAAGCUGGACUUCAUGCUCAAGUAGUUCUCAUGACAAUUUCCAGAAUAUCCCAAACCAGAAGAGCUGGGAUCUCCUCAGUUCUUACCGUCACACCCAGCUGGAUGGACCUAUAGCUGAAGUGGAUCCCACAAACUGUUACUCUGAGGAGGGUUAUUUGUAUUCCGAAGCCUUCUCCAAAGCCAACAGGCAGUCGAAAGCCAGCACGGAGCUCGAUCAGUCUCGGCAGAGCUGGGCAUCCUCCAGCUCCCUGUCAGACACUUACGAGACAAACUAUGGGACAAUUAAGCGGAAGGGGCUGGAGAACUCCACGGCAGAGCAGACAGAGGCUUUGGACUCUAAACCAGGCGCUGAUACAACUUACAAAACUGUUACUUCGAGUACAGAAAAAGGCCUGAUAGUGUACUGUGUCACCUCACCUAAGAAGGACGAUAGGUAUAGGGAGCCACCGCCCACCCCUCCGGGAUAUAUGGGGAUUUCUUUAGCGGACAUUAAAGAAGGAUCGCCCCACCACCCACACCUCAAACCUCCAGACUAUAGUGUGGCAGUGCAGAGGUCAAAGAUGCUGCACAGUGACCUCUCUAGACUUCCAGCAGCUGCUCUCGGUAGUGACCCGGUGGCCUGUGUCUCCUCGAGGAUGCCUCAGUGGCACGGCCGGCAGCCGUCCAGCCCCAGAGUAGCAGAGUUGCCUGACGCAGAUAGUGAAGAGGAUGAAGAUGAACAAGUAUCAGCAGUUUAACCCUUGGGCUAUAUAUAUGAACCACUCACAACACAAAGGAUGUGGGAGAAUGUCUCAUGGUUCUGUUAGGACUGCUGACAACUUGCUGCUACUGACCUCAGACCUUGCCUCUGUCCCAGACGAGAUGGAACGGGUUGGAUCACCUCUUCACACCUUCCUUCACUCUGCCACCACCACCUAAGAAGAUAUUUCUACACAUGAAAUAGAAAAUCCCAUUCAAGGAAUGUGCUGACUGCCUGGGUACCAACAUGGGUACCCAGAGAUGGACCGAGCUUCAUGCAUUGGGGAGGACCAGUUGUCAGCACCACUUGAAACUUGGGAGCAUUUUUGUGUAUGAUACCAUAUAAUCCUUUGGUAGUUUCCAUUGUCGUCAUUUUCUACAUGACCGUUAGAAGUCUGAGAGUGUUAUUUUAUGAACUUCAAAAAAAAAUUAUAUCAAAAUGUCAGCAAAAGCAAAGGAUGUUGCUGAAAUAUCUGAAAAUAAUUUAUUAAUUUAAUAUUUUUAAAUGGGAGUUUCCUUUAUGUGCAUUGGGAGUGCUCUGGUUGGCUAAUAGAAAUGUUUAGUCAAUGUGACAGUAAAUUAGCUACACAUCAACUGUUGUGCUCUCGAAAUAAACACAGAAAAGUAGAAACGGGUGCAGAAAUUUAUAGAUUUUAGAGUGGGUUUAGAUUUAAUAUGAAUAGAGCCCAAUGCCCUGCAGAGCAGUGUCUGUCAAGGCAGCACUCCUGCUGCUCCCCUCCCACAUGGACACAGCAGAAACCUGUCCAAGGAUUUCAGAAAUUGUUUCAGCUGCCAGCCAACUAAGGCAACAGUUGGUGCUCUCCUCCCCUGUUAAGGAAUGUUUGCAAUGUGGAAGCCGUAGCUUAAGGGGGGAGCAUCUGGGGAGAUCUGAAGCUUUCCCAAAAGAGUUUUAACCAGGUUUUGCCUUGCAGAGUUCAACAUGCAAAGCAUGUUCUAAAACUCAAAACUCAGCUGUGUGUUGUGGUUUUUAAGAUCAUCUCAUGUCCUGGCCUUUUCCCAGAGUUGCACAGGGUUUAAGUGCAAAGGUUAUCUUUGAAAAAAAAAAAUUAAAGAAUUAGGUAUCACCUACAUUUCACAAUAAAAUUUGUGAAACUGAAUAAUAAAUGACACAGUGCUUAUAGAAGAGCAUAAUGCAUUUUAUGAUGGGUUUAAAAACCCUGUUGUGUUUAUCUGGAAAAUACAGAUAAUCUCAAAUUAUUUUUUUUAAAUCCUAAUUAAAAAUCCUGGUGUUGUUGAUGUCAAUGAGAGUUUUGACUUACAGCCAGCCAGUAUUAACCCAUGAUCCUCUAGUUUGACUAUGGUCAAAAUAAUUGCUUCUUUGAUUUUACUUUUAGCCAGCCAGAGUGCAGAGGGGUAGAACUGGAAAUGCCUGCAGGUUCUUUUCUUCCCUUCCUUCUUCCCUUCCUUCUUCCCUUCCUUCUUCCCUUCCUUCUUCCCUUCCUUCUUCCCUUCCUUCUUCCCAUACAUGACACCCCAUUCUAGUGUUAAAAUCAGACAUGAAUGUGUGAAUAUGUAUUUAAACAUUUAAUUGUAAAUCUUUGUUGUGAUGUUUACAGCCUAAGCUAGAAAGAUGAUGUUUGUCAUUUUUACAGUGCCUCAAAACUGAUUUCUAUAUCCAUAGUUGUGGAGAGCUUUAAGGUUUGUUUUUUUUUUUUUUUUACCUAUAUGUGUGCAGGGGUGCAAGGUGAAUGCAACAUUUUUGGAAAAUGCCACAAGUACCAAAAACAACCCAAAGCCUUUGAUGUGCUUUCUCCAUAGUAGCUAGGGCUGAUGCAGCCAGGUGGAUGAGAAUGACCCAGCCUGUGUCUGCCUUCAGAGCAGUUCCAGGUUCAGCAUUGCCUGGAAUGUACCUUGGAAUUGGGAAGGUGUAAAUGAACAGUGAUGCCGAGGAAGAGGAUGCCUAAUUUAUAACUCACUGGUUGGCUGUAUGAAUUUUUGGCACAAGUAUCAGAGAAGCAAAUAGUUGAAAAAAUACAUUAAAAUCCACUUGAGGUAUGGCAUAAUACAUGCAUUUUGCUUUCUCAAGGCCUUAAUGCUUAUAGUGAACCUGCACAGGCCUUAAUGACUAAAGAUUAAUGUGUCAAAGCAAUGCAGGGCAGAGUGAGUGUUUUCAGCACAUGCAGUAUUGGUAAUAGAACUCUUGAACUGAUAUUCCUGUGGGAUGUAAAUCCAGGUCCUGCCAUCCCAUUGUCAGCUGUAGUUGCUUGCCAACUUCUGCGUGGAAACCAGAAGGUUGUUAACUUCUGCUUUGAAACCAGAGGUUUUUGAUUUCUGGAAACCAGAAAUCCUCUGCGUUGUGCCAGGUGAAUGAAACCAUAUGGUUCCUUGGCCCUGGGGGGGAGCUGCAGCUUAUUCCAGCCGGUUGAACAAAAGUAUAGGGGAUGGGGGUUACUAAAGUGACUUCCUUUUACCCCAAAACCCAAUAGUGCUGCCUUUGAGGAUGCAGGGAAGCCCCUGUGGGGAGCAGGGUCGGGGUCUCCUGGGAGUCAGCAAGAGCAGCUGAAUUAAUCACCCAUCCAAACAUGGUGUUUGGUAGUGUUUGCACAUCAACAGCAUCCGUCUGUUCCACAGGGCUUGGCAGACACUGAAAAGUUCUGGAAUGAGUGAAAGUCUCACUAAUAAUAUUUUCCUAAUAGCCAACACAGCUGGUGUACAUAAAUCAUGCAUAAAUGAUGGACAGAUGAGCUACUCCUGCUGCUCCUGCCUCACACAGUGUGGCUUCUCUGCUGCUCCUUGCUGGGGUUUUUGUUUGUUUGUUUGUUUUUAACUCAACCGAUCACAUUGAUUGGGGCCAAUAGCCAAACGUAGAGUGUCUGGUGUGGGUUUGAAGAGACAUUAUCCCUUUUUUUGGUAAUUCAGACAGAAGCAAUAUGGUGGUUAGUAGCUGUUGUACACUGCUUUGUUGAAAUGAUGUCUUCUGGACCACAGAUCCCUGACUCAGUACCUCUGUUAGGUUCUUCUAACUUGGGCUCUGAUGCUGAUAAACAGUUAAGGUGCCUCAUGUCAUGUUCUUCCACUGCCAUACCUGGGUGUGCUCACUUCCUGCUCAUUGUUUUCUUCUUACUUGUUGGUGAAAGAUGCAUUUCAGAUUUCUGUGAUUUAAGCACACAGUAUUUUGUUACAAAUCUUCCAAAUAAUUCCUGAGAAAGCAGUGUAGGUUGGUAAAAUUGAAUUGGCCUCUCCAGUUGCAGAAAGGGGAAAAUGAGAUCACUGAGCCUCUGAGCAUCAGGUUCAUCUCCCAAGUACACAAAAGAAUGGAAAGAUAAUGGCUGUGAAUGUUUGCAGUUCACAUUUUUGCAAUGUGGACAAAUUUUGAGUGUUUGCCAACAGUGGGCAGUGUGGGACUUUCCUGGCUCCUUCCUUUUGCCUUUGCUGAGAUAAUUUUGUAGGUGUGGCCUCACAUUCAGUCCUGUGUGUGAUUUUUGGGCACCAUGAUAUGAAAAAUACAUGAAAGCAUCCAGAGGAGGCCACGAGGAUGGGAAAGGGUCCGGAGGGGGGAAGCAUUAUGAGGAGUGGCUGAGGGCACUUGGUCUGUUUGGCCUGGAGAAAAGGAGACUGAGGGAAGAGAGAUCUCAUUGCAAUCUACAGCAUCCUCCUGAGGGGUGGCACUGAUCUCUCCACUCUCAUGACCAGUGACAGCUCACGAGGGAAUGGCCUGAAGCUGUGUCAGGGGAGGUUUAGGUUGAGUAUUAAGAAAAGGUAUUUCACCCAGAGGAUGGUUGGACACUGGAACAGCUCCCCAGGGCAGUGGUCACAGCACCAGCCUGGCAGAGCUCAAGAAGUGUUUGGCCAAGGCUCUCAGCCACAGGGUGGGAUUGUUGGGGAUGGUGCUGUGCAGGGCCAGGAGCUGGACUUGAUGAUCCUGAUGAGUCCCUCCCAGCUCAGCAUGUCCUGUGAUGCCAGGUGAGUGGUGCUUCACUGGAAGGUGGUCAGAGCCCGUUGCUGGAUGGGGUGUGCUGGGGGCUGUCUGCACCUGCCAGAGGCAGAGGGUGUCCCCCAGGGGCUGAACGUACAGUGAUGCCACUUGCAGAGGGGCCUGUGAACACCCUGUCAGGGCUGUUCCAAAACCUUUCAGCAUGUCCUGAGUAAUUUUAUUGCAGGCAACAGUGGAAAUACAACCCUGUCAUUUAAGUUUUUAUAAAACAUCAGAGUAUUUGAAGGAUAAACUUACCACUGCCUUUACAAAAAGAAAAAAAAAGGGAUACUCUCUCUUUAGAAAAGCUUUACACAUUAUAUUUUAGAAUGCUUGUAUAGAGGGUAAUCUAUCUUGAAUUCCCAACCCAGCUUUUGCUUCUGUUGUGCUUUUUAUUGUUUUAUCUUUAUUUCUGAUAUACCUGGAAUGCAGUUUAGCUUGGUAUUAAUUAAAUUCUAAAUAUGUGAGCAUAUUGGCAAAACUGCACAGAUGUAAUGAUAUUCCAAUAGCAAUUGUACUGCACAAGUCAGUGAUUGUAAAGUAUUCUGUAACAAGCAAUGUUUGUCUCCUAUUUUUUGAUACCUCUUACACUUAUGUCUUUUAGAAAGACAGUGCCUCUGUAUGCUUUUUGUAUUUUUACUGAGUGAUUGUAAAUAUUUGUUAUAUUUUUGGUUAAGAGAAUGUUUAAAAGUACUGUUUAUUAUCCAAUCUAUUAAUAUGUUGGAAUCAAUAAACAAUCAACAUGUAUUAA
Molecule: messenger RNA, 9687 nt
Organism: Vidua macroura (Pin-tailed whydah)
Lineage: Eukaryota; Metazoa; Chordata; Aves; Passeriformes; Viduidae
Gene: RAPGEF6
Product: Rap guanine nucleotide exchange factor 6
Exons: 31
Coding region: 16-5001 (1661 amino acids)
Biological process (GO): small GTPase-mediated signal transduction; positive regulation of ERK1 and ERK2 cascade
Molecular function (GO): protein binding; guanyl-nucleotide exchange factor activity
Source: RefSeq, a predicted model, not a curated record